UUGACUCGACUGAUUGCAGAAGAACGUGGUUGGAAAGUCGAUGAAGAAGGAUUUGCAGCAGCUUUGAAAGUACAAAAAGAAAGGUCUAGAGCCGAUGCUAAAAGAGAGACAGGCGACUGGGUGAUUGUUGGUGAAGAAGGUCAAACCACUUUUACGGGUUAUGAUGAAUUGAUCGUCCAAGAAGCCAAAGCAAUUAAAUACAGAGUACUUAAGCAAAAAGACCAAGAAUUGUAUCAAUUGGUGUUGAAUUCGACGCCUUUUUAUCCAGAAGGUGGCGGACAAAAAAUCACAGACCAAGAGAUCGCUCAAGUAGAAAAAAUAGUCAACGAAAAAAUUCGAGAAAACAUACAUCUCGAAGAAGCAAGGGCAUUACCUAUAGAAGAAGCUAAAAAAUCUGGAGCAAUGAUGCUUUUUGGUGAGAAAUAUGGAGAUACUGUGCGUAUGAUCACUUUCGAUCCCGCUUACUCACGCGAAUUGUGUGGUGGCUGUCAUGUGAAGGCAACCGGUCAAUUAGGAUUUUUUAAGAUAACAUCCGAAGGUGGUAUUGCAGCAGGUGUGCGAAGGAUAGAAGCUGUGACUGCUGUAAAAGCUGAAGAAUAUAUUAAUAAUCAAAUGUAUGAAUUGACAGCCAUCAAGUCAUUUUUCAAAAACAACAUCAAUACGGCAAAAAACAUCUCUGACCUGCAGGAUGAGAAUAAAAAUUUGCAGCGUGAGAUAGAAAAAUUGAGAGCUAUCCAAGCAGCAUCCUUAAAAGACAAUCUCGUCAGCAGUGCUAAAAAUAUGGAUGGCAUAAAGGUAUUGGCUGUAAAGCUCAAAGAUAUGGAUAGCAAAUCUGCUAAGACUUUGGCGCAUAAUAUCCAAACAGAGUUGGGUGAAUCCGUCAUCUUGUUUGGACUAGAAGAUCAAGGCAAAGCCACAAUCAUGCUGACAAUAACUGAAGCAUUGACCAAAUCAAAGUCAUGGCACGCAGGCAAUAUCGUGAAAGCAUUGGCAACUGAGAUCAAUGGUGGUGGUGGCGGACAAGCAUUUUUUGCUACGGCAGGCGGAACAGAAUCAUUGGUCAAUCCAGAAAGGUCUAUUCCUACCGAAAUCACGCGUAUCACAAGCAUCACCAAUAGUAUGGUGGCCAAUGCUCCCAAAUUUUAUGAAGUGGCCAAACAAGUGGUGGAGCUGACAGAAGAAGGCAAAUCCAAUGAAGAAAAAGCCAUCGUCCUUAUAGAAGAUGGCCAUUAUCGUGGUUAUGGCUACUUA
Messenger RNA from Darwinula stevensoni, 1251 nucleotides. The record is from the annotation of a GenBank genome assembly. NCBI's taxonomy places the organism in Eukaryota, Metazoa, Arthropoda, Ostracoda, Podocopida, Darwinulidae.